GGCGUCGACACGGCCCAGGUGCUGCCAGCCACACGCAGCGCGGGGGGCACAGCGACGCUGGCGACGAGUUCAUCCCAGCCGGCCCAGAUGUGAGGUCACCAUGAGGAGCCAUCAGAACGUGAGAACCCUCUCGCUGGUGGUGUUCACCUUCACCUUCCUGCUGAUCGGAGCUGCGGUAUUCGACGCGCUCGAGUCGGAGAUGGACGAGAAGCACCAGCACGUGCUCGGGGACAUGGAGGAGAACAUGAAGCGCAGAUAUGGCAUCACUGACGAAGACUACAGAGUGCUGGAGACGACCAUUAUCAAGAUGGAGCCUCACAAAGCGGGACCCCAGUGGAAGUUCAUCGGCGCGUUCUACUUCGCAACGGUGGUGUUGGUCAUGAUAGGGUACGGGCACAGCACGCCGGCCACAGUCGGCGGGAAGGCUUUUGUCAUCCUGUACGCCAUCAUCGGCAUCCCCAUGGGCCUCGUCAUGUUCCAGCACAUCGGCGAGAGACUCAACAAGGGAGCGUCCAUCAUCAUCAAGAAGCUGAAAAUUCUAUUCCGGCGAAAAAAUCCCGAGAUAUCUGAGAUUGACCUGAUGGUGGCCACCUUCUUUCUCUCUACCAUUAUUACUACGUCUGGGGCGGCCAUGUUCUCGCACUACGAGAGGUGGAGCUACUUCGAGUCCUUCUACUACUGCUUCAUCACGCUCACUACCAUCGGCUUCGGAGACUACGUUGCGCUGCAGAAGGACCAUGCGCUUUCCGAGAAGCCGGGCUACGUGGCGAUGGCGCUCAUUUUCAUCCUGUUCGGCCUGGCUGUGCUCGCCGCCAGCAUGAACCUGCUGGUGCUCCGCUUCAUGACAAUGAACACCGAGGACGUGAAGCAGGUGGACGGGGACAUGCAGCCGGCCUCCUCCUUCCUGUCGCUGGAUGGAGAGUCGCUCAUCAUCAACGGCAACAUGAUCGCCCAGAUGUCGCACCAGACACCGGAGACCAUGAGCUUCGUCUCCCACACGUCCGUAUGCUCCUGCACGUGCUACCCGAGACACUCUCCGGGAGGGAGGGACAGGUACGGCACCACGCGCCGCCCGUCCCGUAUCUCCCACCUGCUGGACGCGGUGCCGGGGGAGCCGGCCCACAUCACUGAGACACGCGACGACGAGCGGUUCGACCUGGAGACCCCCGAGGACGUCUUCGGCCGCUCCCUGAAGAGGGCCUCCGUGUAGACGAGCGGUUCGACCUGGAGACCCCCGAGGACGUCUUCGGCCGCUCCCUGAAGAAGGCCUCCGUGUAGACGAGCGGUUCGACCUGGAGACCUCCGAGGACGUCUUCGGCUGCUCCCUGAAGAGGGCCUCCGUGCAGACGAGCGGUUCGACUUGGAACUCCCGAGGACGUCUUCGGCCAUUCCAUGGAGAGGGGCUCCGUGUAGACCAGCAGUUCGACCUGGAGACUCCCGAGGACGUCUUCGGCCGUUCCAUGGAGAGGGGCUCCGUGCAGAGUUGCGGCGCUACGCUGUGCCAUGUCGCUGCUUCGACAGCGCUGCUACAUCUUUUUGCUGUCGUAGGUAGCCAACGACAACACGUUCUUUGUUGUCCGUAAGUAGAGGACGCCUACGUUGACGAGUGAAGGCGGUGCCCGUUAUGGCAACUACGGAUUUUGUCGCGCGAUAACCGCUGAAAGCAACGUCCCAUCCGUUCUGUCUUUGGUCGGAUACGGCAGCAAAAGGUGUACUAUUGCUGCAAUGGUUCGCUUAUAGCGUUGCACACCUUGUGCAGCAUAGCCUACAUAUGCAGCGUUGUGUUCUGAUGUCAUGUGUGUUCGGCCUCGAGCCCCGCUGUGCCAAGCCUGCCUCGUUUUAGAGUCGGCCAGAUGCGGUGCAGAGGAUCUACCGCUGCCAGGUCGGCGGAAGCGCGGUGCAGUGCAAGAAUGUCAUUGAAGUAGCGGAAUAAUUCAGAACAGGGUAGAUUUUUAAGACAUAAGAUACAGGGCCGUUCUGGGAAAGGGCGUUGCAAUGAACAAACUGCGUUGUUUGUAGAAUCGCCGCAGGGAUUUUCACUUCUGAGCGUUUCACUUUCAGCCCGUGUGUUUAUAUUCGAAAGAGCAAGAGGGUUAAACCGGAGGAGAGAAAGGGAAGGCCACGCUUAGGUGUGAUAGCGUUAUAAAAGUAAUCAUCUUCAUGCAUUAAGCUUGAAACCGCAAUGUCAUCAAAAGCCAAGGCCAUUUGAGACCACUGAACGACUUCAGAUAACCUCUAAUCACCUUCGGAUGCAAUUGGUGGCGUGCUCCGACUUCAACCAGCGUUACUUUGAGAUCAUAUAAUUAUGCUGUUUUCCACGCAAAGACGUCAAAAUGUGAUUUAACAUCCCGUAAGGACCACCAUCCAGUAGGCCACCCCAUAGGGACACCUCACACCGACCUCUGCAAAAGCUGUAGUCCGAGCACGAAAUUUCAUCUUUUUUUUGUUUUUGAUUUCCAAUUUCAGGAACGAUUUGGCAAUGGGUUCCUCUAUGCUGCAGAUGGGGAUGAGACGAAACCAGCGGUGUUAGCAGUGCUAAGAGCGAUAUGUUGCUACCAGCGAAUCGUGGGACUAUGUUUCUGUGUGAGGUAAAUGUUUUUUUGUCAUAAUUAAUGGACAAUGGUCAUGCGCGGGGAUCGGCGGUGUUUUUAUAAAAGCUGGCGUGCACUUAUGCCUGGCACAAGCGUUAUCCAUAAGUGUACCCGAGCCAGUAUUUGCAUCGGCAAGGCUAUCUGUGAAAUAGCCGAUAUAUUUGUUUUGCGGCCUAACGCAGGCAAGCAGGCCGGCUUCAUAAAACGAAGCUGUUAACCUAAGCCAUUUUAUAAGCGCAAUGUACAUCGCGGUUUUCAAAAACGACGAAGUUUUUUCCGCAAAGUCCGGUAAUAGCCCACUUUUAGCUCCAGGCUUGACGCCAAAUGCACCCUGCCUGGAUGUGUGCUUGUGCAAAACGAUUUAAAAGUACGUAAAUGGGUAUUUCCGUGUCAUAAAAAUGGGCCAUUAUCAGCACUGUUAAUUGCAAAACUGCAUCGCACAACGUCAAAUGAUUUUCCAGCGUAUUAUUCAUAUUUGUGUCGCCAACGAUUGUGUCGGGUACCUGCACUGAAUAUACGGUUAGUAUCAAAUAUAUGCAGAGCAACUUGACGCGGAAUA
Molecule: messenger RNA, 3150 nt
Organism: Pollicipes pollicipes
Lineage: Eukaryota; Metazoa; Arthropoda; Thecostraca; Pollicipedomorpha; Pollicipedidae
Product: two pore potassium channel protein sup-9
Exons: 9
Coding region: 101-1210 (369 amino acids)
Biological process (GO): potassium ion transmembrane transport; stabilization of membrane potential
Cellular component (GO): plasma membrane
Molecular function (GO): potassium ion leak channel activity; outward rectifier potassium channel activity
Source: RefSeq, a predicted model, not a curated record